UAUAUAUAUAUAUAUCUAUAUCUUCAUACACACGCACACACACUGUUUCUUCGAGCUUCACAAGUUGAUCUCACUCCAAUUCUCGUAAUGACCGACGCCUCUGACGAUGCUAAAGACAUCGAACUACUCUACGAAUACGGCGAGCGAUUGAGCGAGGUCAAAGACAAGUCUCAGCAUGUAGAUGAUUAUCGAAGCAUCAUUAAGGCUGUCAAAAGCAAGAGCAUCAAGGCCAAGCAGUUAUCUGCUCAGCUCAUUCCCAGAUACUUCAAGUUCUUCCCUGAACUGUCCGACUUGGCUGUUGAUUCCCAUAUCGAUUUGUGUGAGGCAGAGGAGCUUGGGGUUAGGGUGCAGGCAAUUCGCGGACUUCCCCUUUUCUGCAAGGAUACACCAGAGCAUCUUUCUAAAAUCGUAGAUAUUCUUGCACAACUCCUUACAGCUGAAGAAAAUGUGGAGCGUGAUGCAGUGCAUAAAGCCCUUAUGUCUUUAUUGAGGCAGGAUGUGAAAGCUUCUUUGACAGCCUUAUUUAAGCACAUUGAGAGUGUUGAUGAGCCAAGCACAGAUGAAAAUCUUCGUGAGAGGACACUAUGCUUUAUAAGAGAUAAGGUUUUUCCUCUUAAAGCUGAGCUCUUGAAGCCUCAGGAGCAAAUGGAGAGGCAUAUAACUGAUCUGAUUAAAAAAAGUUUGCAAGAUGUGACAGGAGCUGAAUUUAAAAUGUUUAUGGAUUUCUUGAAAAGUUUGAGCAUAUUUGGAGAGAAAGCCCCUGCAGAGCGUGUGCAAGAACUCAUUGAAAUUAUUGAAGGUCAAGCUGAUCUAGAUGCACAGUUCAAUGUUUCAGAUGGGGACCACAUUGAUAGAUUGAUAUCAUGCCUGUUCAUGGCUCUUCCCUUUUUUAUGCGGGGCGCAUUGAAUAGCAAGUUUCUCAACUAUUUAAACAAGCAUAUUUUGCCUGUUUUUGAUGAGCUUCCUGAAGAACGCAAAGUAGACUUGCUCAAGAACCUUGCAGAAAGUUCACCUGUUUGGACGCCACAGGAUUCACGUCAGAUUCUUCCCUCUGUUGUCCAGCUCUUAAAGAAAUACAUGCCUCGGAGAAAAUCUGGAGAAGAGACUAACUUUACUUAUGUGGAGUGCUUGUUGUACACAUUUCACCAUUUAGCUCAUAAGGCUCCGAAUGCCACUAAUAGUUUAUGUGGUUACAAGAUAGUAACCGGCCAACCAUCUGAUAGGCUUGGGGAAGACUUCUCAGAGUAUUACAAAGAUUUCACUGAGAGGUUAAGCAGCGUUGAAGAGCUAGCCAGGGCUACCAUCAAGAAGUUAACUCAGGGUAUGGCUGAGCACAACAAAGCAAUGGCUUCCGCUAAAUCUGAUGAAGCAAAGGCUAGCGUUAAAGCUCAAAAGCAGAAUACUACCACUGGACUGCGAACCUGCAAUAAUAUUUUGGCAAUGACACAGCUGCUGCAUGCAAAAUCACCUUCAUUCAUUGGCGAUAAGAGAAUCAACCUUUCCUGGAAAGAAGUAGCAAAAGCUUCGGCACCUUCAACCACUACUGGUGCUGGAGGGAAACGUCCUGCAAGUGCCACUAAUGUCAUGAACAGCAAUGCAUCAAAAAAGGGUCGCGGUGGUGGUGGUGGUGGUUUACCGAACCAACUUGUUAACAGGGCAUUUCAAGGUCUUUCGUAUGGACGAGGAAGAAGUGGUGCAAGGGGUAGAGGCAGGGGCUGGGGUGGACGUGGGAGAGGAAGGAGCUACCAGUAAGCUUUGGUUAAAAUCCAUGGUAACACAAGGUUGAAUUUUGUACCAAGUUAUUAUUAACCAGAUGAAUAUGAGCACAUAAUUGUGGAAUGUAUUAUUAUUAUGGUCUUAUCUACUGUAACGAAUUUUGAAAAUUGUAGCAGAUGAGGUUUGGAUUAUGGACCGGCACUAAUUCUUCUCUCUGGACCUUCUCUAAUUGGGAUUUUGCAUUGAAAUUCUGUUUUCAACCUACAAAAACUUUGCUAAUUCUCCUAUUUGGUUUAUGUGAACUAGAGCUUCAUCUAAUUA
Camellia sinensis is the source of this 2037-nucleotide messenger RNA. Its product is annotated as apoptosis inhibitor 5-like protein API5. Gene Ontology annotation, biological process: regulation of programmed cell death. Gene Ontology annotation, cellular component: nucleus. Lineage: Eukaryota; Viridiplantae; Streptophyta; Magnoliopsida; Ericales; Theaceae. Gene Ontology annotation, molecular function: mRNA binding. The record is from RefSeq and is a predicted model, not a curated record.